AUGUGGUCGCAGCUCGAACCCACCCUACCACACCUAACCUAUCUUGCCCUCCCCAUCUUCCUCAUCAUCUACGCCCUCUUCUCCCACUUCAUCCGCAACCGCCUCUACCUUUCCGAGCCUCCCCUGGCCGUCCUAUAUGGCAUCCUCCUCGGCCCAGCAGUCUUGAACAUUCUCCUCCCCUCCUCCUCUUCCUCCUCCUCCAACAACACCGGCAGCUCCGACAUCACCACAACCACCACCGCCACCUCGGACGUCUUCACCCAGGAACUCACCCGCAUCGUGCUAGGCCUGCAGUGCUUCGCCGUGGGCAUCGAGCUCCCCGCCCACUGGCUCCGCCGGCGGCCCAACCUCCUCUCCGUGCUCACCCUCCUAGGCCCGGCCAUGAUCGCCGCUUGGGCCAUCACCGCCCUCCUCGCCCACCUCCUCUUCCACUGCAGCAUCCCCACGGCCCUGCUCAUCGGCGCCUGUCUCGCCCCGACCGACCCCGUCCUCGCCGCCUCCGUCCUGGGCGGCAGCACCUUUAGCAGCCGCGUCCCGCCGCGCCUCCGCCGUCUCCUGAGCGCCGAGUCCGCCUCCAACGACGGCACGAGCUUCCCCUUCUUAUACGCCGGCCUCGCCGCCUUCGAAACCUGGAGCGCUGCGAGCAACACCGUCACCACCACCAACAACGCUGCCUCUGCCAUCCGCGACUGGCUGCUCGUCACCGUCCUGUACCAAUGCUGUCUGGGCCUCGCGCUGGGCCUCCUCCUCGGCCGCGCCGCCAACUUCCUCCUGCGCUUCUCCGAGGGACACGGCUAUGCAGGCCGCCCUGGCCUCGUCGCCUUCUACCUGCUCCUCGCCGUGCUGAGCGUCGGCAUCGGCAGCACCCUGGGCCUCGAUGAUUUCCUGCUCGCCUUCGGCGCCGGCGUGGGCUUCGCGCAUGACGGCUGGUUCGGUGCCAAGUCAGACGAGGUCGAGGGCGAGGUCUCGUUCCGGAGCAUUGUCGAUCUGGUUCUGGACUCGAGCGUCUUUGUCUACUUUGGCGCUGUAAUUCCCUGGGCGAGGUUUACCGGCAGCGGCGGCGGCACCACCUCUUCUUCUUCUUCUUCAUCCUCCUCGUUUUUGUCGUCCUCGCCCCUCAACGACCACAUCAGCGUUCCCACCCUUAUCCUCUUCCUGGUCCUCGUGCUGCUCCUCCGCCGCAUCCCCGCCAUCCUCGCCCUCCACGCCUGCCACCUCAUCCCCAACAUAAAGACCUUCACCGAGGCCUUGUUCGUAGGCCACUUCGGCCCCAUGGGUAUAGGCGCCUUGUUCCUCGCCAUCGAGGCCCGCGCCCAGCUCGAGACGGGGUCGAGCAUCCCCCUGCCGACGCCGCCUUCAGGGCCGCUGUAUGCUCAUGAUGGUGGGGAUGAUGACAAGACGCUCGCCAUCGCGCUGGUCUGGCCGGUGGUUUCUUUUGUGGUGUUGGGCAGCACGAUGGUGCACGGGCUGAGCGUGCUGGGAAUCAGCGCGGUGGGUCACUUUCGCAGGAACGAGGCGGAGAGGGCGCCGCUCUUGGGAGGGGAGAGGGAGGGAUUGGCUGGGAUGGGUAUUUCAUGGUCCAAGCAGAGACGACGAUGA
This is a messenger RNA of Cryphonectria parasitica EP155, 1599 nucleotides long. RefSeq names its product Sodium/hydrogen exchanger. Gene Ontology annotation, molecular function: sodium:proton antiporter activity. The record is from RefSeq and is a predicted model, not a curated record. The transcript has 3 exons. Bases 1 to 1599 code for a protein of 532 amino acids. Gene Ontology annotation, cellular component: plasma membrane. NCBI's taxonomy places the organism in Eukaryota, Fungi, Ascomycota, Sordariomycetes, Diaporthales, Cryphonectriaceae. Gene Ontology annotation, biological process: sodium ion export across plasma membrane; regulation of membrane potential; intracellular potassium ion homeostasis.